CCACACCCAAUAGUCAUGUAGAAGGAACGGCCACGGAGAGGAUGCCCUUCCUAGCUUCCCUCAAUCCCACUCUUCUUCUCUCCUCCAGAGUCCAAAACCCCACUCCAAAGUCCAAACUUUGCACAGCAAUCUUCUCUUGCUGCUCUCUUCACCAUUCAUCUAGCAAAGCCAUGACAUCUCCAUCUGUUCCCACAAGCCCCACUUCUCAAAAUGCCCCUUUAACUGUUCAGAAUUAUCCAACACCACUCUCUCCUCCAUUGCCUCCCAUCUCAAAGCAGAUAGAGCUUGCCAGGGCCAUGGCUGCGUCUUCAAGAUCAAGCCUUUUUGCUUUGUCAAGAAGUGAUAUCUUAUAUGAAGAUCAGUGGCUCAUCGUUGUCAAUAAACCGCAAGGAGUUUACUGUGAGGCUGUGUUGGAAUCGGUCCCUCGUUUUCUUGCUGAUCUCAGUGAAGGGACCAAAGGCUCGCUGCCUGAGCUCCAUCUUGCCAACCGACUAGAUCGUGAUACAAGUGGCGUAACAGUUAUAACCAAAUCACACAAAGUGGCUUCUAAGCUUGUGGAGGCAUUUACUAAUCACAAGGUUAAGAAAACAUACAUUGCUCUCUGCGUUGGUUCAGCUCCAAAAUGGGAAAAAAUCACCAUUAAAUCUGGUCAUGGUCGGUCCAAAUUUGGAGCCUGGCGUGUAUAUGCUGCAUCGGAUGUGGGUCAGACACUACCAGGUGGGUCCAUUGUGAGAGACAUGGAAACUUCAUUUGAACUAUUAUCAGUAAAUGGACAAGGGAACUUCAAAGAGUUAUCUGAAUUUGAGAAAGAUGAAAAUAUUAUAGUAGUUGAAGAAAAGGCUGUGAAAGAUGCUGAUGGGAAGAAGGAUGAGAUUUUGGUAAGAGCAUUUCCUCAGAGUGGAAGAACACAUCAAAUUCGGUUGCACUGUCAAUAUCUUGGAAUUUCUAUAAGAGGGGAUGUGAAAUAUGAGGGUGUAUAUGAAUGGAAUGAGAAAAUAUAUGAUGGCCAUGAACUGCAUGCAGAGAGCUUGUCUUUUGAACAUCCAAUUACUGGUCUGCCUGUCAAGUUCUGUGCACCUCCACCUUCAUGGGCCAAAGAGUAGUGAAAGCUUGAUUUUGCUGUCAGUUCCAAAGACAAUUUUCAGCCAUUCAACUGGAAGGUUAAUUUCUUUUACUCAGCAACCAAGUCAGCAGAUAAGCAGGAUGCAGCUAAUCUUGGCAGAUACAUUUGAAAGUGAGUGCAUUUGAGAAGCAAACAGUAAAAAGAAUUGCAUCUAUGAUUACAUGAAUGGAAUGGAGCAUAACAAGGAUGCUGUUGAUUAACUUCUUUAAAGAUCUGAGUCUAGGUUGGCGAUUAAAAGGAGAUAGAUAGAUACCUAGCUUAAUGGUCUGAUGCACCAUAGUUAAGUUCCAUUUGUGGAUCUUAAGGAAAUGGCUUGAAUUCUGUGUCUUUUAAUCCUUCUUUUCUAAAAUUGUUAGAGAAGUUGAGAAGCUGUCUGAGUUGUUCCAUUGAAAAUUCAGGUGAUGAAUUCUGCUGAGGUUCCUUCACUCAAAUCAUUUUGAUUUCUCUUUGAAAAAUAAUACAAAGAAUUUCAGGAUCAA
Molecule: messenger RNA, 1602 nt
Organism: Hevea brasiliensis (rubber tree)
Lineage: Eukaryota; Viridiplantae; Streptophyta; Magnoliopsida; Malpighiales; Euphorbiaceae
Product: RNA pseudouridine synthase 1
Exons: 3
Coding region: 42-1103 (353 amino acids)
Biological process (GO): pseudouridine synthesis
Molecular function (GO): pseudouridine synthase activity; RNA binding
Source: RefSeq, a predicted model, not a curated record